Messenger RNA from Branchiostoma floridae (Florida lancelet), 1624 nucleotides. Its product is annotated as prostaglandin reductase 1-like. Gene Ontology annotation, cellular component: cytoplasm. Gene Ontology annotation, biological process: prostaglandin metabolic process. The transcript is spliced from 9 exons. The record is from RefSeq and is a predicted model, not a curated record. Lineage: Eukaryota; Metazoa; Chordata; Leptocardii; Amphioxiformes; Branchiostomatidae. Gene Ontology annotation, molecular function: 2-alkenal reductase [NAD(P)H] activity; 15-oxoprostaglandin 13-reductase [NAD(P)+] activity. Bases 69 to 1073 code for a protein of 334 amino acids.
CAGCACUGACACAGUACGUCUGGAAAACGUGCGUCAUAAAUUUGUUAUCUGUUAUUUAAACCGCGAGUAUGGUGAAGUCUAAAAGAUUUGUGUUCGCGCGUCAGUUUGAGGGACUGCCGAAGGAGUCGGACUUUCAACUGGUGGAAGAGGAGACUCCAGAGCUGAAGGAUGGCGAAAUCCUGGUUGAGUCACUCUUCAACAGCGUCGACCCGUACAUGCGACCUUAUACGAGACGCCUUCCAACGGGUAUAACCAUGAUCGGUGAAGGAUGCGGUCGGGUGAUUGAAUCCAAAAGUUCCGACUUCCCCGUGGGUACCGUCGUCAUGCACCGUUAUGGCUGGUGCACCCAUGCCGUGCUGGACACCAAAAACAAGGAUCCUCAAAACAUCAUUAGGAAGGCCCCGGCAGACUACCCGAAGGACCUGCCGCUGUCUCUCCUGCUGGGAGCCGUCGGGAUGCCUGGCAUGACUGCCUACUUCGGUUUGCUGAAGUUGUGUGAGCCAAAGGAAGGGGAGACGGUCUUUGUCAAUGGUGCCGCGGGUGCUGUCGGUAGUCUUGUCGGCCAAAUAGCUAAGAUCAAGGGCUGUAAGGCGGUUGGCUCUGCCGGAAGUGACGCAAAGGUGGCCUGGCUGAAGGAACUCGGCUUUGACGCCGCCUUCAACUACAAAACUGUGUCGUCAUUGGACGCUGCUCUGAAGGAAGCAGCACCCAAUGGGAUUGACUGUUACUUUGACAAUGUGGGAGCAGACUUCAGCAGCACCGUGCUGAACCACAUGAACCUGUUCGGACGUGUGUCCAUCUGUGGCAGCAUCUCAACUUACAACGACAACGAGCCGGCUAAAGGUCCCUAUCCUUUCGUGACGAUUCUGUCCAAGCAGCUGACCGUCACUGGGUUUAUCGUCACUCGCUGGAUCAAGGAAUGGCCAAAGGGAAUGGAACAAAUGGUGCAAUGGAUCAAGGAGGGAAAGAUCAAGUACAGGGAACACGUGACCGAAGGUUUUGAAAACAUGCCCAAAGCUUUCAUCGGCAUGCUUGUGGGAGAGAACACCGGUAAGGCUGUCGUUAAGCUCUGAGGCGAUAGCAAGACGAGCCAACUUAAUGCCCAGCUUAAUGUAAAUUUAAAGAAGAGUUCUUAAGCUUCAAAUUGAUUGACAGAGCUGCCGUGUUAUAUUGUCAUUCUCACACCGUCUGUUAAUAUUAUGAUUUGUAUACGAAAUGCUGCACAUUAGCGUAAUGAUCACAAACGUUACGAAAGAGUAUUACUAAGCAGAUCUUUAUUAACUAACAAGCAAUAUAGAAAUGUUAAAUAUGUCUUUUACGACAUCACACGUCCGUAUUGAUACUUGUCUUGAAAACCAUAUUCAUUGCAUGCUCAUUUUUUGAGAUUUUCGGAUAUUUUAGAAAACAACGUGUACAUGACAUACCAAUCACCUGAGCAUUAAAAGUGCUGUUUAAGCUCGCUUUAUAGUAUGAUAGGAUUAGAAAGUGUACAAAAGAUUGGCCUGUGGUAUAUGAUUCAUAGGCAUUUUCUGCUUGAUAUGUACAGCUUGAUAUGAUUUGAUAUGACAGAAAACGUUUUGGAGUCACAAAAAAGCAGGAAAAUAAACAUCUUUUAGAAAUGUUA